Messenger RNA from Marchantia polymorpha subsp. ruderalis, 11355 nucleotides. Lineage: Eukaryota; Viridiplantae; Streptophyta; Marchantiopsida; Marchantiales; Marchantiaceae. The record is from the annotation of a GenBank genome assembly.
AGCCCGCCCGCCUCCGAACCAGUCGAGCAGUCGAGCAGCGCCCGACCGAGCAGGCGGCGUCAGGCGGAGGCGCGUCGCGGAGGGUAUUGCGGCAGCGGGGAGUGGGUGCUUUUUCGCCGCACGAUGGUAAAUCGGACGGCGUUCCGCGUCCCCGGCGGGUCCCACCCGCGGUGGUGCUCGCGCUUUCCGGCACCGGCGGGAGAGCUCGAUGCGGCUGGCAGAGCUCAGGCCGGCCGGCGGGAGGAUUCAUAGGCCUUGUGUCGAUCUUCCAAUCGUCCCUCCGUCCAGUCCAUUCUCGGAAAAGAGGAGUUUUACAUCUUCGUAGAUUAGAUCCAUCGUAAGGAAGGCGUUGCUGCAGAUCUUCGCUCAGAGGCAGCUUCCCUUUUCUUCAGCCUUUUGUCGAUUUCGGGUGUGAAAUUCUUUGGGAAUAGCUCUCUCUUAAGCCCCAUCAGCAUCCGCGUCUUCGAGAUCACUUCAGCAAGGAAAGGAAGAGAAGAAGAAGAAGAAGUUCUUGAGAAAAAAGGAGCGACAUUUAAAAAUCAAUAUAUGUACUUUUUUUGAGUCGAGGAUUGCUUGUGUGGUUGCGUCAUCGUUUGGAGCGCCUGCUGUGCUGUUGUUGUGCAGAAUGGAAUGAGUGCACUUGGAGCUUUGAUUUCUGUUUCCUUCUGUGAUGGAAGGAGCCGACAGUGAUGUACUGGAGGGGAGAGGAGUGGAAGUGAAGGCUAAGGAGGAGGAGGAGGAAGCAGCGGCAGCAGAUGCAGGAAAUGAAUCUAAGGAAGGGCAGAUUGAUGCUGGAGCGGGAUCUAGGAGUAAUGCCUCUGGACAGGACCCCGAGGGCGAGCAAUGUGGUGAAGAGAAGCUUGGAGGUGGAAUUAAGGCCGACGAUGGGGCAGGGGAAGAGGUCGGAGCUCCUCCCGCGAGAGAUGCUGCAGAAUCCCAGUCCUUGGACAAGUCCUCUGUGACCGGCAAAGAGGUGAUGACAGUGUCAACUGGGGAAGAUCAUUCGUUGCCUGAGUCCCCAAUGGCGUUCUCUACUCCUUCCUCUCAAGCCGAGUCUAGAGGCUACUCAAGGCAUGCCCUCGUCGAGAGUGCAAGAUCGAUUUCCUCCACUGCCUCUAUCAGCGAGUAUACGGAAGACGAGGACGAAGGGACCUCUCAAUGCAGCACAGGUCUGGAAAAUUCGCCGCUCACAGCGGCGGGCAGAGAGGAUCAAAUGCAGGCAAGCGAAAGGAGAAUGCCUGCGUCGUAUGGAAGUUUGGAUCGAGACGGCGAUCAUGGAUUUGAGCAGGUUUCUUUACAGGACCCCGGAGGAACUGAAACCUCGGACAGCCGUCUCAAUUCAAUCGAGAGGAGGUCUUCGCCGGUCGUCGUGGAUUAUAGAGGGCCAGGACGGACGAAUUCCGAGGAUCGUCAUAGAGAUGUGGGCAGCAAGGAAAUAGAGAUUGUAAUGGUUGAUGAACAGGAGCAAAAUGUCGACCGGUUUGUCGGUAGGGAAAUAUCAACACCGACAAAGGGGCGGAUUUCUGACGUUUCUUUGACAUCAUUAGAAACUCCUCAAGGAAGUCCGCAGUCCGAACCGUACAUCAGGGAUACGACUGGCUCCAGUAGAUUCAGGUACAAUCAGAGUUUCACUCAGAAGGCUGACCUCUUCAAUCAAAAUGGAUCCUUCUUUGAAACUCAACUUCAUGCGGGGACCUUCGAAAAUUUCCUUUACCCUCAGGGAAAUCUUCCCAAUCUUGCGAAGGUACUCCCCAAGACCUCUCCGGAGCUCAUGCAUUUGAUUGAUUCUGCUAUACAAAAUACAGAUCUAUAUUCUUUGCUUCGACUGAAAAGAGUCGUUGCUGGAGAGGAUCAUCUCGCAAUAUCAGGAGAAGUGAAGAAGGAUACGGACAGUGUCGCAGCAAUCGUGGUGGAUGUCCUCCUGGCAAAGAUGGGAAUUGACGGAUCGCAGAAAGCAAGCGAAGGCUCACCUCCGAAGAUUAUGCUCAGCGCUGGGGCUGCCAUUGUAGCCGCCAAGUUACUUCCCUGGCUACCUUGUGAAGAACAAUCGGAGGAGAUUGCCUCACCUCGAACUAGAAUGGCUAAGGGAUUAGCACUGGUAUUGCAAUCGUGUACUCGAAACAGAGCAAUGUGUUCAGCAGCUGGUCUGUUGCAAGUACUGCUUGAAACUGUUCGUGACAUUUUCACCGUUGAAGUAGCCGAAGAAACGCCGGAUGAAAGCUGGGACUCCACUCCGCUAUUAGAUGCCCUCGAAGCACUUGGUUCACACUGCAUGACUGUCAUGGACCUCAGAGAAUGGUUGAGCACAGCUGUGGUCUCCAUUCCAACGGGGAAAUCUACGGAUCUCGUACUGUCCUUGGAAAGGGCAAUGGUGGGAGAAGAGACUCGGGGCCCCUCCUACACUUUCGAAUUUGAUGGAGAAAGCUCAGGGUUGCUGGGACCUGCAGAGAGCAGAUGGCCUUUCAUGAAUGGUUAUGCGAUUGCAACUUGGCUGUUUAUAGAGUCUUUCGCUGAUACCGUCAACACAGCUGCGGCUGCUGCAGCAAUUGCAGCAGCUGCAGCGGCCAAGACUGGGAAGUCAUCAGCUAUGUCUGCAGCAGCAGCUGCUAGUGCUCUUGCCGGAGAAGGAAUGGCCCACAUGCCGAGGCUUUUCAGCUUUCUUUCAGCUGACAAUCAUGGUGUGGAGGCCUAUUUUCAUGGGCAAUUUUUGGUUGUAGAAACUGCAAACGGUAGGGGCAAGAAAGCUUCCAUGCACUUUACCCACGCUUUCAAGCCUCGUCAGUGGUAUUUUAUCGGCCUCGAACAUACUUACAAACAAACUCUUCUUGGAAAGACAGAAAGUGAAGUAAGAUUGUAUGUAGACGGACAACUAUACGAAACUCGUCCACUUGAGUAUCCCCGGGUUUCAAGGGCCCUCGGAUUCUGUUGCAUCGGUACAAAUCCACCGCCCGCUAUGGCUGGUUUACAACGGCGAAGACGUCAGUGCCCUCUCUUCGCUGAAAUGGGACCCGUGUACAUAUUUAAGGAAACAAUUGGACCAGAUAGAAUGGCCCGCUUGGCAGCAAGAGGAGGAGACGCGCUACCUUCUUUUAAUGCUGGGGCAGGGGUCCCAUGGUUCGCAAAUUCAGAACAAGCAUUUGCUGCAGCGACUGAUAGUGCCACCUUGGAUAUUGAAUUAGGGCCACGAUUGCACCUCUUAUACCAUCCCAAACUCUUGAUGGGCCGUCUGUGUCCGGAUGCUUCACCCUCAGGGGCAUCAGGACUUCACAGAAAACCAGCAGAAGUAUUGGGCCAUGUACAUCUGGCUGUUCGUACUCGGCCUACAGAAGCGCUUUGGGCCAUGGGUGAAGGAGGACCUAUGGCUUUACUUCCAUUGACGGUCGGUGCUGUGGAUAAAGAUUCCUUCCUACCUGUUAUCGGAGACGUGGACUUAUCAGCCGCGGUGGCUAUGCUCUCGGCACCGAUAUUUCGAAUUCUCUCAGUGGCCUUUCAGCACCCUGGAAAUGCUGAAGAAAUGGCUAGGAGCUAUGCACCCAGGUUGCUUGCUUACUUGUUGGGUCACCUCGUAUCUGUACCAGCUCUUGGAGAAGCCAAAGGCAGGUUUGUAGAUCAAGUAAGGACCGAGGAGAGGGAUGAGGAGCUGGUUUCUGCUGUGGUUUCUCUUGCUCAAGCACCUAAGAAUAAUUUCGGUCUCAAAGUGCAGUUGUACGGCACUUUACUCCUCGACUUGAAAUUGUGGUAUCGUUGUGCAUAUGGACUCCAAAAAAAGCUUCUGUCAACUCUUGCAGACUUGGCUUUCACCGAAGCUUUGACCAUGCGGGGUGCCAAUGCUGUACAACUCCUCUUAGAUGGAUGCCGACGUUGCUACUGGGUUAUCCCUGAAGCUGACUCUUUGCAUCUCUAUGCGGGUGGGAGAUCAUCGAGGCCCGUUGGAGAGUUGAAUGCUCUUGUUGACGAGCUUCUUGUAGUCGUGGAGUUACUGGUGGGAUCUGCACCUCUUCCAUUGUCAGGAGCUGAUGUCUCUUCUCUAGUACAAUUUGUUCUUGACUGUCCACAACCAAAUCAGGUCGCACGGGUGUUGCAUCUCAUCUACAGGUUGGUCGUUCAGCCCAAUUCCGGGCGAGCAGCUUUGUUUGCAGAGACACUUCUUGCAAGUGGAGCUGUGGAGAUGCUCUUAAUAUUAUUACAGCGAGAAGCUGAUCUCCUAGAACCUAUUUCUGGAAUAUUGACCGUGGAGGAUAAUACAAGUGAAGCAUCAGUUACCAUCUCCGAGAGUAGCAGAAGCAACAGCGCAGCAUCUUUAACUCAAAACGAAGGAGGUUCAGAAAUUUCUUCGUUAGGGGAAGAUUCUGCUCCCCGGCCUGAGCAAAUAUCAGAUGUUCCUUCUGGGUUGCCUCCAAUCAAAGUCCGUGGUUCAGGCUCCACCAAAUCCUUGGCAGACAAGUCUAGGCCUAGAUUGCCCUCCUUACGAAUUGAUGUACCGGGACAAAAGAAGUAUGCUGGGAGGAAUCUAGGGGGAAUUAGCUUAUCCAUUAGUGCCGAUACCGCGAGGAAUAAUUUUCGUAAUGUCGAUAGUGGGGACGGUAUUAUGGUCGGGGUGGUAAGCCUCGUAGGGGCUUUGAUCUCCGGGGGUUUUUUGAAGCUGAUCAGCUUUUCUUCUGCUGCUACUAUCGCCUCUGGGAAAAAUUCCAGUGAGAAUGCUUCUCUCGGAGAAGGCGGGAUCGGAAUCGCUGUUGGCAUUGGCACAUGGAUGAUGUAUGCACUAAGGCAAGCGUUUGAAGCUGCUCCAAAGAGGCUCCUGACAGAUAAUGUUUAUUCUGUUAUUCUUCACGCUGUUGUGCGACUCGAGAUGGGAAGCCUGGCAUCACAAGAUCGUCUGAUGCUGUAUGAUUCCGGGCACAGAUUUGAGCAUGUUGACUUACUGUUGGUGCUCCUGCAAUCCCUUCCAUUUGCUUCACCGACGCUUCAGCACCGCGCUCUACAGGACAUACUCUUCCUGGGGUGUAUCCAUCCAGAGAAUAGAUCGAUAUUAACUGCGAUGCCAGAGUGGCCAGAGUGGCUUCUAGAGGUUCUUAUAAGCAAUUAUGAGGUCGUACCAGGAACGCGGCCUGAUGGAUUAGUAAGUUUUGAGGAUGUCGAAGAGCUCGUGUACAGCUUCAUCACAAUUAUGCUGGAAUAUUCGAUGAGGCUAAAAGAUGGCUGGAAGGAUGUAGAAGCCAUGGUGCACUGUGCUGAGUGGUUGGCUAUGAUUGGUGGAUCAAGUAUUGGAGAGCAGCGUCUGCGCCGCGAGGAAUCCUUGCCGAUUAUAAAGAGAAAGCUUCUUGGAGGAUUACUAGACUUUGCAGCCAGAGAAUUACGUCUGCAGACACAAGUUGUCGCCACCGCAGCGGCAGGAGUUGCAGCUGAAGGCUUGUCCCCACGGGCGGCAAGAGCAGAAGCUGAGGCUGUUGCCCAGCUUUCCAUGUCUCUUGCGGAGAAUGCGCUUGUAGUCUUGAUGCUUGUCGAGGACCAUUUACGUCUGCAGUGUCAAGUCUAUGGUUCUAAUUCCUUGGGAUCAACCACUGGGCAGUCAACAUCUCCCGGAACACGUCCACCCAGCUCGGAAGGAAGCUACGACUUUGCAGAGAAUCCAGUCUUAAGAAGAGUUUCAUCUAGUUAUGAUAAAAGUAUCAAUAGUUUGUUGGACUUACCUUCUCCCAGGAGAUACGCAAAUGGUAACGAACCCAGUGGGGUUUCGCUAGAGGUUCUUGCUUCUAUGGCAGAUGCCAACGGUCAUAUAUCGGCAGCAGCCAUGGAACGUCUGACAGCUUCUACAGCUGCUGAGCCUUAUGAGGCCGUCCGAGGUGCCUUUGUCUCUUUUGGUACUUGUGGACCAGAAUUAGGGGAUGGUUGGAAGCGACGAAGUCGUAUGUGGUAUGGUGUCGGACUCCCGGCUCCAAAUACAGCUUUGGAGGGCGGCGGUGGCGGGUGGAAGGUUUGGAAGACGUCCGUGGAACGAGAUGAACACGGAGAAUGGGUUGACCUUCCGUUGGUGAGGAAAUGCGUCGCUAUGUUGCAAUCCCUCCUCUUGGAUGAUUCUGGUCCUGGCGGGGGUGGUGUCGGCUUUGGUGGAGGAGCGGGUACUGGUUCUGGUGGAGCACAUGCCCUUCAGCAAUUGUUGGAUAGCGACCAGAUUUUCUUCACUAUGCUCCGCAUGGUUCUGCUUUCACUCAGAGAGGAGGAUAAAGGAGACUUGUCUGCAAAGAGAGAUGCGCCGACUGAAAUCGUUCGCCAAAUUUCGAAAUUUUCUCUUGAUCCAACUCUACCGUCGGAAAGUCUACAUGCUCUUACGAUGAAGAAGGCAAAGACAUCACUGCUCUGGUGCAUACUUGCUCCUCUCAUAACAAUGCCGUUGUCAGAGGCGAGACGGCAACGUGUUCUCGUUGCAGUCUGCAUCCUAUAUUCAGAGAUUUGGCAUGCCGUCAGCAGAGAUCGAGUUGUUUUGAGGAAGCACUAUGUGGAGACAAUAUUUCCUCCUUUCACGGCUUUAUUGAGGCGUUGGAGACCACUUCUAUCAGGGACUCACGAGCUGACUGAUGCCGAUGGCCAGAGUCCUCUUUCAGUAGAGGAUCGAUCUAUUGAUUCUAACACUCUUCCAUUAGAGGCUUCUCUUUCUAUGAUAUCUCCUGCAUGGGCAGCGACCUUUGCCUCACCGCCAGCCGCGAUGGCCCUUGCUAUGGCUGCUGCUGGAGUAGGGGGUGGUGAAGCUAUCACUCCCAAAACCAUGUUUGGAAAGCGAGAACUAGAUCCUACCGAAAGAAAGACCUUUCGCCUUCGUAGUUUCCAAAAGUUGCCUGAUUCACCCAAGCCCUCAGCUCCACCAAAAGAUAAAGCAUCUGGAAAGGCUGCAGCCGCAGCCGCAGCUCGUGAGCAGGAACGAAAUGCCAAGAUAGGGUCCGGCCGAGGCUUAGGGGCUGUGGCUAUGGCCACAUCUACCCAUAGGAGAAAUCUCGGUGAUAAGGAGCGAGCCAAACGCUGGAACUUGUUGGAAUCUAUGAAUACUGCUUGGGACGAUUGUUCUUUUUUGACAGCUACGUCAACAGUAGAUCCGCCAGGAAAAUAUUUCUCCAAACUCCAGGGGAUUUUACAUGCGUUGGUGGAGACUGCAAGCACCUUACGUACUGCUGAGAUGAAGAGACGUGCACUUUCAGCCGCUGCUGAUGAGUUCGGCGCAGCUGUGGGUGCUCAUUCAUGGAAAUCUCUCACUCAUCGCUUAUUGGAGAUUGAAGCCCUCUUCGGUUUACUUGAACAACAAAUUGGCCAUCCUCAGCAAGUUUUUUGGAAGCUGGACUCUAUGGAAAAUUCAAUGCGCAUGAGGAGGAGGUUGAAGAGGAAUUACAAGGGAACAGAUCAUCACGGAGCAGCCGCUGAUUUUGAAGAAGUUGAGGAAGUUACUACUCCGAAAGCCAAGAUUGUUGACGCCGAUGCCGCAUUUGCAGGGACGCCCCUUCCUGCUGGUGCCCCUAAACUGAUGCCGGAAUCCAACAUGCUUGAAGACACGGGGAUCCAAUCGUCAAGAAACUCUGUCGGAGAUAGUGAGGAAAGAAAGGAAGAGUCUCAAGCCAUAGAUAAUGGACCUCAAGACCCAAGUGCAAAUACAAGCGAGGGGGGCGGAGUAACUUCUUCAACUGCAGUUCAUUCAAGCCUCUCCAUGGCUGCAGCCGCAGCUGCGAUUGUUACGGAGCCGAAGGAGAAGCUGCUGCUGGAGAUCCCCGGUGCGAUGGUUCAACCUCUGAAAGUCUUAAGAGGAAGGUUCCAGGUGACCACCAAGCGUAUCUGCUUCAUGAUAGACGAUCGAGUCCACGUUGAUGAAUCAGGAAUUGCCAGUUUGGAUGACGAUGAAGGCCCCCGCAGUUCUACAGAUCAUUUUGAAAAAGAAGGUGCAACGGGCACAGUGCAACGAAACGAAGGCGCUAAAGAUAGACUUUGGCCACUUUCGGUCUUGUGGGAGAUUCACAGCCGCAGAUACUUAUUGCGGAGAAGUGCGCUGGAGCUUUUUAUGGUGGAUAGAUCAAACUUCUUUUUUAACUUUGGAACAGAGGACAAUAGGAAGAAGGUUUACAAGGCUUUGGUACAAGCAAGGCCACCACAUUUGAAUCACAUAUACGCCUCAACGCAGAGGCCAGAAAGUUUGUUGAAGAGGACUCAAUUGAUGGAGAGGUGGGCUCGCCAUGAGAUAAGCAACUUUGAGUAUUUGAUGCAGCUGAACACUUUGGCUGGCAGAAGUUACAAUGACUUGACGCAGUACCCGGUCUUCCCAUGGAUAUUGUCUGACUACACAUCUAAGGUUUUGAAUCUGGAUGAUCCAAACGUGUAUAGAGACCUUUCGAAGCCGGUUGGAGCCCUAAAUCCCAGUCGCCUUGAGAAAUUCCUCGAGAGAUAUGAUAACUUUGACGAUCCAGUUAUUCCGAAAUUCCACUAUGGAUCCCACUACUCUAGUGCUGGAACGGUUCUCUAUUAUCUUGUGCGGAUGGAACCCUUCUCCACUCUAUCUAUUGAUAUACAAGGUGGAAAGUUUGAUCACGCUGAUCGUAUGUUCUUUGAUAUGUCAUCCACCUGGAAUGGAGUUCUUGAGGACAUGAGUGAUGUCAAAGAGCUGGUUCCAGAGCUAUUCUACAUGCCCGAGAUAUUGGUCAAUAAAAACGAAGUCUACCUGGGAAAGACCCAGAAAGGAGAAGUACUUGGAAAUGUCAAGCUUCCUCCGUGGGCAGCAAAUGAUGUGGACUUUGUCCAAAAGCACAGGGCAGCUCUAGAAAGUGAAUAUGUAUCAGCAAAUCUUCACAAAUGGAUCGAUCUUAUCUUUGGCUACAAGCAAAGAGGGAAAGAUGCUGUUGCUUCUACAAAUGUUUUCUUCUAUAUGACAUAUGAAGGAGCGGUCGACAUCGACAAAAUUACUGAUCCUAUCCUCCGCAAGGCGACUCAAGAUCAGAUUACGUAUUUUGGGCAAACUCCAUCCCAGCUUCUAACUACUCCUCAUAUCAAACGUAUGGCUCUUGAAGAAGUGCUCCACCUACAGACGAUAUUUCGGAAUCCAAAGGCUACGAAGAUCUACGUUAUUCCGAGUCCGGAAAGGUUGAACGUUCCAGCUGCCAAACUCUGCGUCUCGCGAGACUCGAUCGUUACCAUAGGAAUGGAUGCACCAGCUUGUACUGUGGCCUCGCAUAGAUGGCAGCCAAACACCCCCGAUGGACGUGGAACUCCCUUCCUUUUCCAGCAUGGAAAAUCUCAUGCUAGUGCUAGCAGUGGGGCCUUUAUUCGUAUGUUCAGAGGGCAGACGGCAGCAACUGCUGAUGAAGUAGGCUAUCCACGCGCAGUUGCCUUAGCUGCCCCCGGUAUUGACCCGGGUGCCGUUGUCGACAUUUCACCGGAUGGCCGACAUCUUUUCACGGGUGGACAUGCUGAUAACACCCUGAAGGUUGUGUCGACUGAGAAUGCACGGGUGAUUGAGAGUGCAUCUGGACAUUAUGCAGCCAUAACUUGCGUAGCAUCUUCUCCCGAUGGUAGUGUACUUGUCACUGGUUCAAGGGAUGCCACCGCAAUAAUUUGGCGAAUUCAUGGGAACUCUGGAUCGGUCAUCAGUGGGUCAAAUACAGUGUCGGAUCCCACCCUAGUGGCUGCAGCUGCGUCAGUCGGGCCAACGAACGCAGAGGGAGGUGAUACAGGCGGUGGUGUUGAUGGAAGGAGGAGACGUAUUGAAGGACCGGUGCAUGUGUUGAGAGGUCACGUGGAUGAACUUCUGUGUUGUACUGUGAAUGCCGAUCUUGACCUUGUUGUGACGUCGUCACUUGGUAGGGGUGUUCUUCUUCAUUCAAUAACGAGAGGAAGGCUUCUACAAAAGUUGCCAAUAGGUAGAGCGGAUAUCAUUGCAGUGUCUUCGGAAGGGAACAUAGUUUUGUGGGACAAGCUUCAGCGUAUUGUUCACGCAUUUACCAUCAAUGGGACUUCUAUCGCUGCGAAAGUAUUUCAACCCACAGAGGGUAGCAUUACUUCCAUGAUAUUUUCCACGGAUGGCCUUCACAUUGUUAUGGCUACGAGUCAAUCGAGGUCUGUCGAUCCUGAUAGUUUGUGGCGUGGUAAAAGAGUCCAUGAAUCAGAUUCAGACCAAAAGGGUGCCGUUGACCCAUCUUGUAGAUAUGAAACGGGUCAAGAAACCAACUCUGGGAUGGAAAAUGGUCAGCAUCAAGGUGUAGAGGUCACUGAUGCUGAUCCAGCACCUACAAUCAUCAUUUUCAAGACUUAUACACUUGAGGUUGUUCACAGAUUUUGUCUUCAAAAUGGACAGGAUGUGACAGCGAUGGCGAUGAAUGAUGAUAAUACGAAUUUAUUAGUUAGCACAGCCAAUGGGCAACUCCUUGUCUUCACUGACCCCGUGGUGUGCUUGAUGUACUUGAGAAGAGGAUUGACUCAUCUCAAGCGGCAAGAUUCUCAAUUAGGCUUAGCGUGAAGGUGGUAGAUCAAAUGUUGCGCCUUGGAUGGGAGGGCGGUGGACUCGCUGGAUACCUGACAUGAGAACUCCGUUCCUUGUAGAUUUUGGUACCCCCUUGUCAUGUCAAUUCCGUCCCUUGUAACAUGAAUAUUGAUCUGCUCAAAUUUUUCUUAAUGCGAACUAGCCCUUUCAGCAUGUCCGUCUUAGACAUAGUAAACACAUAGCUACAUACUCGCACAGCCACAUGGUAAGGUCAGAUUUUUAAGACCCUUCUACCCGUGGUUGCUGCAGCUCACCCAGGAUAACAAUUAGCCCAGAAGCCUGAAAUUAUUUGUUACUGAAUGAAUAAAGACUGCCUCAUGAAGCGGUCUAAUUCAUCCAUAUUCCUUAGAAGGAUUCAGCUCUUCUUUAGUGCUGGGUGGUAGAUCAAGCACACAAAAGUGGAAGCGGAAAAGUUCUAAGGUGGAUGAUCUAGAAGUUGGUUCCCCACAGAUGAGUAGUGUACUAAAUAGAAAAAUACGUCACCUUCUGUUCUUCUCAAAGGAGCAGUGGUAUUCUUUGGAGCACAAUAUGCUUUCAUUGACUGGCUGUGUGAGUUGAUAGCUCUAGAUUAUAGCCUAAGAUAUGCUCUGUUGAGGCAGUGGGUGGUUAUGAUGUCUUGUCCAUGAGGCAAACAUGUACGUUGUAGUGUUUUUCCGCGAUGUAGAUAGAUUAAGAUCUCUUAGCGAGGAUCAUCAGAAAUUUUGCAGUGAGAAAGGGCGCGGGUACUUUGAUUCAGUCGUUGACCACGUGAAUGGAUGUCCACGCGAUAAGUUUAGGAAGUUUUGCAUCUUCUAAACGCAGGAUAUAAUGUGCUGAAUGUGUCCCCCUGUCGACUUUAUUAUUCUGUC